Durusdinium trenchii is the source of this 1741-nucleotide messenger RNA. The record is from the annotation of a GenBank genome assembly. Lineage: Eukaryota; Dinophyceae; Suessiales; Symbiodiniaceae.
UGUUUGUCUCGAGUGGGUCUGGGCAAAACAUUUGAUGGUCCGAGCCCCCGUCGAAGGGCCGGUCGCCCGGCCUGAUGGAGCUUCACAAGGCUCCCGAUCAGCCCUUCGCAGUGCCUGUGACUCGCCGAUCUCCUGAGUGGGGUUGGCUGGAGUACUUGCUGCAUGCCAGCUGCAGCACUUAUAGAAUACGACUACGCUCAGCAUGGUCUGUAGCAAACAAGCGGCUGAGCAUGGAGUUCGACUCUCGUUGCAAGGGGCUUUUGCAGCUUCAUGCGUGGCUGCCUGUUGCUGAAAUCCCUUUUGGGCAGACGGUGGAGGACAUUUGCAGAAACGGCUUCAAAGCUGGGCAUGCGGGAGUCUCCUUCCAUGUUGGCAACCUGCAGCUCCCCAGUUUGUACAAUGAUGGUCGCGAUCGGGGCGGAAAUGAUCGAGGGCACAAUGUGAAGACACGUGGAAGGUCACUUCCUGCUGGGCGACGAUUAUAUGAGUUCCUACUUUGCCGCAUUGGUGCAGGCCGCUCAUACUUGAUCGAUGCCCCGUCCCAUGCAGAAACCUUGGCACUUCCUCCAGAGUACGACAGCUUUUUUGUUCGCCACAGCCCUGCUAACGAGCAAGUUGUCAAUGAAGAGUUCCCUGGAGUGCUACCUCGACAUGUUCUGCACCACGAGUACAUGGUGAGGGACCCUGCGCAGGCGCUUCCUGUCUACUUGGUGCACUUUGAGUUUGACCCUGAGAUGCCUGAGCUGCUGAACCUUCCGCUUUGCGACAGCUGUGGGCUGCAAGCUGCACUCGUCUUCUGCGAGGCGGAUGAUGCCAUAUUGUGCAGGCCAUGCGAUAGCCGGAUCCACUCAGCGAACAAGUUAGCCUCCAGACAUAUCCGAGUGGAUAUAAACCGACGCCCCAAUGCUCCCUUGGGGAAUUGUUUGGAUCACAAUGGCUCGGAAGCUGACAUGUACUGCACGGAAUGCAAAAUGCCUGUAUGCCAGCACUGCCGCAAGCUGGGAAACCAUAGUGCAGGAGAGGCCAAAAAGCACCGCCUCAUCAGCUUGAGGGAGGCAUACCAACAUGCCCUGAAGGCAAGCUCUGCCACUGCCCACGGCAUCCUGUCAGAGAGACAGCGGGUGGAGUCGCAGCAGGUGGCCGACUUGGACAAGAAAUUGGUUGCGGUGCAAGAAUCUACACAGGCUCUGGAGGAUGGCAUCUAUGACCAAGUGCAGUUGGCAGUGAAGCAAGGCCAAGCCCUGGCAGAAGAACAAGCGUCGCUUUUCAUGGCCGAUGAGUUGGAAGCGAAACGCCAGCUGGACCAGGCAAGCUGGAUGGAUUCGUUCCUGGAUGAUCAUGUGAAGAACCUGCCGCCACCUGAUUUCAUGAAUGCCUGGUUACUCCAUGCCAAGGUUCGAGAGGAUGUGAGCCAGCUAGGCCGCCUGACACAAGCUCGUGGCAGUGCCAUGCUGCGACUAGAAGGAGGCCUUCGUCUUGUGGCUGAUGAUGCCAAGGCCCUCCAGCCAGUGACCAGACCAGGACUGGGAGAUGGCAUGACAGCUGCAGCCCGCCCUCAAGGUGGCACACCAAGAGCACGGUUUGUGCUUGAUGGCUAGUGGCCAAGGCGGCCUGUACCAUAGAUAGCUGCUUCAGUUCAAGGCCACUUGCCCAAGGCAAGAUGCACCACUUAGACUUAGAGAAGCCAACGAAGUGGCGAGCCAGCAAAAGUGCGGCGGGUGUUGUCCUUGUUGAAUCGCGC